AUGUGUAAAGCAACUCUCUUCAACCACAAUCAUGAAGCUUGUGACAUAUGUUCGAUGGAUCCUCGUGAAUGUAUACAAGUCCAGAAUGAUGUGCAGGGUCUCCUAAAUAGAAGGGAACUUGUGGUUACAAGGGAACCCGAGAGCAAGGACGUCUGUGUUGUCACUCCGGUAUUCAGAGCCAGGAGGCCGCUAGUGAUAAACCCUAACAGUACAAAGCCCGUUGGUACUCCCUUGGUAAUCUGUGUGCCUAGGCCCACGCCUACUACUGCUCAGAAAGCUGUACCCUACAAGUAUGAAGGCACGAUUCUAGAGCCCGGAAGUGAGACAACUUCACCUGUUGCUGUGGAUAAUAUCGCAGAGAAUAGCCGGAUUUUGAGGAGUGGCCGCAUCCUUCCUACGGUGGGUCCGAAGAGUGUUAGUGUUCCGAUCGAUGAGCCAGUAAAAGAGCGAAACGCCGGUAAAGGUAAAGCUGGGGAGCAGGCCAAAGAGUUUGACUUUGAGGAUGCCGAUGAAGUUUUGAAGCUGAUCAAGAAGAGUGAAUACAAGGUGGUGGACCAGCUGUUACAAACUCCUGCGAAGAUUUCCAUCAUGGCCCUGUUAUCAAGUUCUGGUGCUCAUCGGGAUGCCCUGAGGAAAGUACUAGACCAGGCAUUUGUGGAUUAUGAUGUAACUCUGGGUCAAUUCGAAAGCAUUGUGGGGAAUGUGACCGCGUGUAACAGUCUGACUUUCAGUGAUGAGGAUCUCCCAGCGGAGGGGAAUAAGCAUAAUCAAGCGUUACUCAUCUCUGUACUUUGCAGAACAGACUCGUUAUCCAACGUCCUGAUAGAUACCGGCUCUGCACUUAAUGUGAUGCCCAAGUCAACCCUCGACCAAUUGGCGUACUCCGAGGCUCCUUUGAGACUUAGCAAGGUGACGGUAAGGGCCUUCGAUGGAACUAGGAGAUCGGUGUAUGGUGAGGUAGAUUUGCCAAUUUCGGUCGGCCCACAUGAAUUUCAGGUUACUUUCCAAGUCAUGGAAAUCCAGGCUUCUUUCAGCUGUUUGCUCGGCAGACCAUGGAUUCAUGACGCUGGGGCUGUGACAUCUACUCUCCAUCAGAAAUUGAAGUUUGUAAGUCGUGGAAAGUUGAUCACUGUGAGUGGCGAAUCGGCCUUUUUAAUCAGCAAUUUGUCUGCUUUCUCUGUUAUCGGUGGUAGUGGUUCAGACGGGCCAUCAUUCCAAGGGUUCUCUGCCGAAGAAAGUGUCGGUAAAAUUGAGACUUGUAUGGCUUCGUUGAAGGAUGCCCGGAGAGUAAUUCAGGAAGGCAAAACCGAAGGCUGGGGUCAGCUAGUGGAGUUGCCAGAAAACAAGCGUAAGGAGGGAAUUGGUUUCCUUAACAGUAAGCCUGGGAUGUUCGACCCUACCAGAGGUUCUUUCCACAGUGCUGGUUUCAUUCAUGAUUCGCCAGAGACCAAUGCAAUUUUAGAUGAUGCACCUGGAGGAGUGACACCGGUAUUUGUGACGCCGGGAGGAGCUUGCUGCAACUGGAUUGCUGUUGACAUUCCUUCUGUGACACCCCGCUCUGAACUGAACAUAAGUGAAUCCGUUGAACACAGUGACCCCAUGCUUUCUCCCAACUUUGAGGUCCCGGUUUACGAGGCUGUGGCAGAGGAGGAUGAGGAGAUCCCGAAUGAGAUCAAAUGGAUGUUGGAACAAGAAAGGAAGACAAUUCAACCUCAUCAGGAGGAGAUAGAAAUCAUCAAUCUGGGUACUGAGGAAGACAAGAAAGAAAUCAAGAUUGGGGCAUCGUUGGAUGUAUCUGUCAAGAAAAGAGUAAUUGAGCUUAUCAGAGAAUAUGUUGAUAUAUUCGCAUGGUCAUACAAAGACAUGCCGGGUCUAGACCCUGAUGUCGUUGAACACAGACUGCCUUUGAAGCCUGAGUGUCCUCCGAUCAAAGAGGAAGUGCGAAAGCAAAUUGAUGCAGGUUUCCUAGUCACAUCAGAGUAUCCUCAAUGGUUGGCCAACAUAGUGCCUGUUCCAAAGAAAGAUGGCAAAGUCAGAAUGUGUGUUGAUUAUCGGGACUUGAACAAGGCUAGUCCGAAGGAUAAUUUUCCUUUGCCUCACAUUGAUGUAUUGGUUGAUAACACUGCUAAGUGCAAGGUUUUCUCCUUCGUGGACGGUUUCUCCGGCUACAAUCAGAUCAGGAUGGCUCCUGAGGAUAGAGAAAAGACGUCUUUCAUCACACCCUGGGGUGCUUUCUGCUAUGUGGUGAUGCCAUUUGGUUUGAUAAAUGCUGGUGCCACUUACCAAAGGGGCUUUAUCGUCAGUCAAAAGGGUAUUGAAGUUGAUCCCGACAAGGUCAGAGCCAUCAGAGAAAUGCCUGUUCCAAAGACAGAGAAGCAAGUCAGAGGUUUUCUUGGUAGACUCAAUUAUAUCUCCAGAUUUAUCUCUCACAUGACCGCCACAUGUGGACCAAUUUUCAAGUUACUCCGCAAGGAUCAAGGGGUGAAGUGGAAUGAUGAUUGUCAGAAGGCUUUUGAUCAAAUCAAAGAAUAUCUGUUAGAACCUCCAAUUCUUGUUCCUCCAGUUGACGGAAGACCUUUGAUCAUGUAUUUAACAGUACUGGAAGAUUCCAUGGGCUGUGUUUUGGGUCAACAAGAUGAAACCGGAAAGAAAGAGCACGCUAUCUACUAUUUGAGUAAGAAGUUCACUGAUUGUGAGUCCCGAUAUUCUAUGGAUCCUAUCAAGUACAUAUUUGAGAAGCCAGCUUUAACUGGAAGGAUUGCUCGCUGGCAGAUGUUAUUGUCCGAGUAUGAUAUCGAGUAUCGCACUCAGAAAGCAAUCAAAGGUAGCAUCUUGGCAGAACAUUUGGCUCAUCAACCAAUCGAAGACUAUCAACCAAUCAAAUUCGACUUCCUAGAUGAAGAGGUUAUGUAUCUAAAAGCAAAAGAUUGUGACGAACCAGUGUUCGGUGAAGGUCCUGAUCCGGAAUCCGAAUGGGGUUUGAUAUUUGAUGGAGCUGUUAAUGUCUAUGGAAGUGGAAUUGGUGCGGUACUCAUUACCCCUAAGGGUACUCACAUCCCUUUUACUGCGAGGUUACGUUUUGAUUGCACAAACAAUAUCGCAGAGUACGAAGCUUGCAUCAUGGGUAUCGAGGAAGCCAUCGAUUUGAGGAUCAAGAAAAUUGUCAUUUAUGGAGAUUCCGCUCUUGUGAUUAACCAGAUCAAAGGAGAAUGGGAAACUCGUCAUCCUGGAUUGAUUCCCUACAGAGAUUAUGCAAGGCGUUUGCUGACUUUCUUCAACAAAGUAGAGUUACAUCAUGUGCCCCGCGAUGAGAAUCAAAUGGCAGAUGCUUUAGCUACUCUAUCCUCAAUGAUCAAUGUGAAUGGUCACAAUACUGUGCCAGUAAUCAAUGUCCAAUUUCUCGACCGACCUACUUAUGUGUUUGUAGCUGAAGCAAUUGAUGAUGACAAGCCAUGGUAUCAUGAUAUCCAAGUUUUCCUUCAAACUCAAAAGUACCCACCUGGGGCAUCCAACAAGGACAAGAAAACAUUGAGAAAAUUGUCAAGCCGUUUCUUCCUUAACGAAGACGUUUUGUAUAAAAGGAACUUUGAUGGGGUCCUACUUAGAUGUGUGGAUAAGCAUGAAGCAGAAAAAUUGAUGCGAGAGAUUCAUGAAGGCUCUUUCGGAACUCACUCAUGUGGGCACGCCAUGGCGAAGAAGAUAUUGAGAGCUGGGUACUACUGGAUAACAAUGCACGCUGAUUGCUACAAUCAUGCCAAGAGAUGCCACAAAUGUCAAAUCUAUGCUGACAAGAUUCAUAUACCACCAUCUAUGCUCAAUGUCAUCUCUUCCCCGUGGCCCUUCUCUAUGUGGGGCAUUGACAUGAUUGGUCGGAUUGAACCAAAAGCUUCCAAUGGGCAUCGCUUCAUAUUAGUGGCUAUCGAUUAUUUCACCAAAAUCAUCACAGACAAUGGCACAAAUCUGAAUAACAACAUGAUGAAAGAGUUGUGCGAUGACUUCAAGAUUCAACAUCACAAUUCUUCUCCUUACAGACCUCAGAUGAAUGGGGCAGUUGAAGCUGCAAACAAGAACAUCAAGAAGAUCAUACAGAAGAUGGUAGUUACUUAUAAGGACUGA
Messenger RNA from Medicago truncatula (barrel medic), 4116 nucleotides. RefSeq lists its product as uncharacterized. The coding region runs from base 1 to 4116 and encodes 1371 amino acids. The record is from RefSeq and is a predicted model, not a curated record. The transcript has 6 exons. Lineage: Eukaryota; Viridiplantae; Streptophyta; Magnoliopsida; Fabales; Fabaceae. Gene Ontology annotation, molecular function: nucleic acid binding; RNA-DNA hybrid ribonuclease activity; aspartic-type endopeptidase activity. Gene Ontology annotation, biological process: DNA integration; proteolysis.